Molecule: messenger RNA, 357 nt
Organism: Saxophila tyrrhenica
Lineage: Eukaryota; Fungi; Ascomycota; Dothideomycetes; Mycosphaerellales; Extremaceae
Exons: 1
Coding region: 1-357 (118 amino acids)
Source: RefSeq, a predicted model, not a curated record
AUGCACUUGUCUCUGCUCGCAACCGGCCUCCUCGGCCUCGCCGCGCCAGCCCUUGCCGGCAAAGUCACACUCCAAGCGACGGCGAACGACGCAAACCCAAGCCAAGACCGCUGCUACGCCAUCCUCGAGAACGUCAACGGCUGCAGCGGCACCAGCGAGCCCUUCUGUUCCAACCUGCUCGGGCUCCAGGAUGGGUGCGGAAGCUGCAACGGUGUCAAGUCCAAGGAGGUAUGCGGGAGUGCAGCCGUGUCAAUGAACUUCGACACGGGUGAGUUCAAGUUCGCGAACGAGAACCCGGGUCAGGAGGCGAGCUGCCAUAUUGACCCGGCGGGCGGGACUUGCAUGCUGGGUGCUUAG